AUGGAAGCGGACGGAUUCGUGUCCCGGCGAACGUCCAUGGAGGCACCGGGCGUGGACAGCCGGGUCGCAGGCGCUGCAGCCGGGGCAGAGCUCCGAUGGCUGGGCGGCAGGCUCCUGGACGGGACAGGGGGCUUCGUGGGGUCUCUGUCAGGGGAACAGGACUUUACCCCUGUGCACUACCGAGCCCCCACGGAGACCUCGACCUCUGUGGAGACUGAAAUAGACUAUGAAGGGCUUCCACAGGGAGUCGCCACCAGCACACACAUGCUGGCAGGAGCCGUGGCUGGCAUCAUGGAGCACUGCCUUAUGUAUCCCAUCGACUGUGUCAAGACUCGAAUGCAGAGCCUCCACCCCGAGCCCGGAGCGCGCUACAGGAACGUGAUGGACGCCCUGCGGCAGAUUGUACGUAACGAGGGUUUCUGGCGGCCGAUCCGAGGCGUGAAUGUUCUGGCGGUGGGGGCGGGGCCUGCCCACGCUCUCUACUUCGCCUGCUAUGAGAAGAUCAAGUUUUCACUCAGCGACGCCAUUCACCCGGGGGCGAACAGCCACAUCGCAAACGGAGUCGCCGGCUGCAUGGCGACAGUUCUGCACGACGCCGCGAUGAACCCGGCUGAAGUUGUGAAGCAGCGUAUGCAGAUGUUCAACUCCCCUUACCGCGGCGUCCUCGACUGUAUGGGAUCUCUGUUCAGGCAGGAGGGCACGGCUGCCUUCUACCGCAGCUACACCACUCAGCUGACCAUGAACGUGCCCUUCCAGGCGCUCCACUUCAUGACCUACGAGUACCUCCAGGAGCUCCUGAACCCCCACAGACAGUACAACCCUUCAUCUCACAUGGUGUCAGGCGCGCUGGCCGGAGCCGUCGCCGCCGCCGCCACCACUCCCCUCGACGUCUGCAAGACCCUCCUCAACACGCAGGAGGCUCAGGCCAUCCACCUGAUCCAAGCGGAGACGGCAGCCGGGGCGGUCGGAGCUGCCACGGCUUCCGGCUCCGGCGGCCGCCACAUCUCGGGCCUGGGCGAGGCGUUUAGGACAGUGUACAGGAUGGGAGGCACGCCGGCUUUCUUCAAGGGAGUCCAGGCCCGCAUCAUCUACCAGAUGCCGUCCACCGCCAUCAGCUGGUCCGUGUACGAGUUCUUCAAGUACAUCAUCACGAAGCGGCAGCACGAGAGGCGGCUGCGUGGAGACCGCGACGCAGACAAAUGAUAACCCCCUGAAAGGAAGUUCGGUUCUGUCAAAACAAAGAGUUAUUGUUGCACCGUGCCGAUCGCUGGUGUCAGGACGGAGGGAGGAGAAACCAGAGUUUUAGAUUCAUGGAGGGAAGUCGAAGUUUAAUGUUUACUCAGACGAGUUCUCCCCCGGUGAGUGUAGUUCAUAGCAGAUCAGAAACAAACGACGGUUAGAAGACGUUGGGUUACACGCUUUCACAUCACAGAGAGUCCUGGUUUCCCCAAACUCACACGUUACGUCCUCGUGAUUUAUCUGCAUCUCAUGCUAACGUUCGACGUGACAAACUUCUAUUAGCUUUCAAAAAGCACGUUAUUUAUUGACUCGGACUCAGUCAAGCUGGAUUCGGCCGUUAGAUCAAAGAAUAAUCACCUCUCCCUCUCAGACGAUCACAGAGAAGUUUAAAGAUGGUUCAGUUUCAGCGCUGAAGUCCAGUUCGUUGAUUUGAACGCUGAGGCUGAAAGUGAUGAUUUGGAGCUUUUAUUUUGAAGGCGUUAAGAUGCCUCAAAACCUGAAGGCUCAAAGUCAACACCAAAACAAAAAUAUCUCUCUUUCCAGAAUGGCUCUGAAGGCCAAAUUCCACCAGAUCCGUGUCACAGCUCCAGAUCUGAUAGGUUUCUAUUCUAGCCAAUGUGUUAACUUCCACUGGAUCCACUCCGUUGCAUUCCAGCUGUGUCUCUGAUCCGGCAGGUUGGAACCCUCCGGAUCAGAUACGCAAGACUUCUAUUGUUGCCGGAUGCCGGAGCACGACGCAUCAAUCUCAACAGAGCAGAUGGAGCGGGACAGGAAGUCAGGUUUCACCAAAACAAAAUGAAAACAUCAGGUUAAUUUUCAGAAUAAAACACUGCUCCGUGCUGCGUUCCAAAAUCAAAACCAGUAGGUGAUGACGGGCGAGAGAGCACGGAGCCGGACCGCAGUGGAACGGACACGAAUCUGGUGGAAGUCCCUUGUUAGUAAUCACCUCUCUCUUUACUGGACAUGUUGCACUUCUGGAAAGUAUUACCUCCUGACCACCAGGGGGCGCACAUCUAGAGAAACUUCAUAUAUUAGUUAGUUAGCUGGUUUACUAAUGUUAAACUCAGACAGACGAAGAAUAGAACCCUGAUGAUAGUUCUGACAGGGAACUAGAAACUCCUCUGGAAACACGACGCCUCUAAACAUUCAUCAUUAUUAGAACGACAGACGAUAAUGAUGCUCCAGUCCUUGAGUGAACAGGUGUGUGUGUGUGUGUGAGUGUGUGUGUGUUACAGUGACUGGAUGAGUGGAUAUUCAGCUCUGACCAGAUCUGAUCUCAGCACCCUGAAAGCACCGCCCACCUCAUCAGCGUCAUGGAGCCUCCUGUGUUACUUUACAGCUUGCAUGUGUAUCAGGUACAAGAAGACACACACCUUCACGGGGGUUGGUGACCCGCCUUCUCUUUGCUGCAUGGAUUUCUGCAAAAAUUGAAAACCUCUCUGCAGUUUAAACAUUUGAGCACACCCCUCAAAACUUUCCAGUCUUAACUUGAUAGAAAUUACAUUUUUAGAAGCUUCUUCUAGCUUGUAGAAAUGCCAAACUUCUCAUACGACAGAUAAAAAUGUACAGUGAGGGUUUUGUUACCAUAAAAAAGGUGCAUUUCGUCCAGGAGUUCCAAGGUCUUUUAGCCCCCAGAACUACUUCACCCUGAACUAAAAGGUUCCUGUGAUCUGCCGGUGUUCUGGUUUAAUCAUCGACCCUGUUAACUGGAGACUCUCAGCCGGAUGCAUCCCUCAUAAACGUCUUUAGGCGAUCAUUGAAUAUCUGAUGAGGAUAUUUUGAAAUCUUAAUAAAAACUAAACUAGUUUGUCUAUGUAAACUCCACAAACACUGACACGUUCAGCUGAAGGUCUCCAGUUUACAGGGUCACUUUUAGAACCGUAACACCGAGAGACGCAUUCACGGUGGGCUGAGAGAAGACUACUGUUACAAGCUGCUAAAUCAAGAGAAUCACAGCUUCUUCUUUUGAAAAGUACACACACAUACAAAAAAGAUAGAACAAAUAAAAACUAAUGAAGAGAAAGAGAAAUCAAGAGAAUCACAGAUGGAAAAAACAAUGACUUGGAAUGGUUUUUGGAAAAUUGAAGGAAAAGAAAAGAAAACAGAUUAAAAAAAUUGAAAAAUUUUUUUUGAAGAAAAACAAUUUUGAAUUUUUUUUUGAACAAAUUUGACAAAAAUAAUGUUGACAAAAAUUUUUUGACAAAAAAUGUUUUGACAAAAAAAUUGUCAAAACAUUUUUGACAACAUUUUUUGACAAAAAAAGUUUUGACAAAAUUUUUUUUGACAUUUUUUGACAAAAUUUUUUUUGACUUUUUUUGACAAAAAAUGUUAUGACAAUUUUUUUGACAAAAAAUGUUAUGACAAUUUUUUUUGACAAAAAAUGUUAUGACAAUUUUUUUUGACAAAAAAUGUUAUGACAAUUUUUUUUGACCAUUUUUUUUUUUUUGACAAAAAAUACAAUUUGACAAAAAAAAUGGACAAAAAAGUUGACCUGUCGAAUUUUUUUUUUUUUUCCUCAAACCUGAAAUUGAGCUCCAAAAGCAGAAAAAUAUGAAAAAAAGUGAAAAUGUUGUGCCUGCGGUUAAAAACAUGGAAAAAGCAAUGAACGAUCAACACAAACACUGACACGUUCAGCUGAAGGUCUCCAGUUUACAGGGUCACUUUUUAAACCGGAACACCGGGAGUAGAGACGCAUUCACGGUGGGCUGAGAGAAGACUACUGUUACAAGCUGCUAAAUCAAGAGAAUCACAGCUUCUUCUUUUGAAAAGUACACACACAUACAAAAAAUAGGGGCUUUUUAGGGGGAGAUUAUCUACCCCUGAACUAAAUUUAGACCCUGGGUCUACCGGUUGAAAUGCACGUAGUUCCAGGGUAAAGUUCCUCUGGUCGAAAAACAUUUGUGGCAUCAGGCUUUGUGAAAACCACUUCCUGUAGAUUUGGAAGACACAUGCAUGAAACACUUUCCCUCAAGCAGCUUUGAAAUCCUUCAUCAAAGCGUGGUGACAGAAGUGAAAUCCAUGUGCAAAGACGAGGCUCUGCAGCAUCACAGCUGUCUGUAACGUAAGGGGACGCGUCACGCACAGGUGGAGGUGGGCCGUGUGUUUCUGGAUGUAACGACAGUCUUCCUUGUGCUGGUUUGCACGAGACGAGGUGAGAUUUGAAGUAGUUUCUCCAGACCUUCCUGGAGGCUGCAGGUGGAUUCUGGUCAGAGCUGGUUGAGUGGAUUAUUGUUCUGAAAGAUCUUGUACGCCAUGAAGAAGACGCCUCAAACAGCUCAUAGAUAAAAGGCAAAAUCCAACAAACCAAGACGUCACCCUUCAUAUAGAAAGGUUUUUCUUCUUCUAUGGUGUAUAAGACAAGUUUUAGAACAUCAUCACCUUUAGUCUUUUAAAAGCAUCCAAGCACUUAAAGCGACUUUUUUUUACUCAUUGUAAGGACAAAUAACUUCUACACAUGCCGCCAUUCAUCCCACGCACAACGACCACAAAGAGACCCUCAGUUAGAGACCAUGUGAUCUAAAGCCAUACAAGAGGAAGAAAAUGUACAUAAGAAAUAUAUAUUAACUAUAUCUAUAAUUAUGGACGGAUUAAGAUGAGCCCAAACUUUAAAAAGUUUGAUUAUGGGGAACAAGGAGACGACAGAAAACCUAGAUUCAGGUAGGAGGAGUGUUCCUCGUGUAUGUGAAGCCAAGUUUGAUGAUUGGGAAACCAAAGAGUGAAAGAGUAAGAUUAAUAGGAGGAGGAGGAGUUUGUCAGAUGACACUGAUGUGAUAUGCUUGAACACUUGAGAGCGACACCUGUAUUUUGUGAAUUGUAAAUAAAUUUCGCUAAGGCAGCUACCUCGCAGAAGCAGGGUCUUCUCUUGGUGCUGGCUCUCGAAGCGCUGAGAGAAAUUCAAA
Molecule: messenger RNA, 5138 nt
Organism: Notolabrus celidotus (New Zealand spotty)
Lineage: Eukaryota; Metazoa; Chordata; Actinopteri; Labriformes; Labridae
Product: mitoferrin-2-like
Exons: 4
Coding region: 1-1203 (400 amino acids)
Biological process (GO): iron import into the mitochondrion
Cellular component (GO): mitochondrial membrane
Molecular function (GO): ferrous iron transmembrane transporter activity
Source: RefSeq, a predicted model, not a curated record